This is a messenger RNA of Drosophila obscura, 601 nucleotides long. RefSeq lists its product as uncharacterized. Lineage: Eukaryota; Metazoa; Arthropoda; Insecta; Diptera; Drosophilidae. Bases 135 to 581 code for a protein of 148 amino acids. The record is from RefSeq and is a predicted model, not a curated record. The transcript is spliced from 2 exons.
CUGCCGUAUAGGCCGCCCUACAAGUCAAGAGAUUCUACCUGUCCAAUGAGGUAUAUAUAUUUGUAAGACAUGGUCUGCUCUUCAGUAUUGCCUAGCAGUGUCUGUGAAGCGUUUCGAGCGCUCUAAAUUUGAAUAUGGCUCCGCGUGAAAAAGUUGAAUUUGUUUUGGUGCGCCUGUCGUAUGUGCCAUAUAUCCAUCCGUUGUAUCCACGCAUCAGUUAUCAGAUUAGAAAACAUCCUCCAACAGGAUCAAUUAUACAAGUCCGUGAUUGGUUCGAGCAUGUAAUGCUAAGGGAACAUUCGAAACUCCCACCAGGUGUCAAUUUGCGCUACUCCGAGUGGCGCAUCAUCACCGGAGACGUGGACCUCUUCAAGGUGCAGGGGUGCUGCUUCGACAAGAUUAUGCUGGUGCUCGGCGAGGAGAACAUUUCAUGGGUGUUCUAUAACAACAUUCCAGUGCAUCGACGCAUCGAGGGAAGUGCCUGCCUGCCGGUGAGCUACUGCGGCUGCUGCCUCAACAAUCAGUACUUGCACAUUAUGGAAAAGAUUAAGCAAACUCUGUCGAGAACGAAAGUGCGAUAAAAUAAAAUAAAAUCUCAUUC